This is a messenger RNA of Saitoella complicata NRRL Y-17804, 1347 nucleotides long. RefSeq lists its product as uncharacterized. Gene Ontology annotation, biological process: nucleocytoplasmic transport. The record is from RefSeq and is a predicted model, not a curated record. The transcript has 4 exons. Gene Ontology annotation, molecular function: protein binding. Gene Ontology annotation, cellular component: nuclear pore. NCBI's taxonomy places the organism in Eukaryota, Fungi, Ascomycota, Saitoellomycetes, Saitoellales, Saitoellaceae. The coding region runs from base 1 to 1347 and encodes 448 amino acids.
AUGGAGAAGGCUCUGCCGUUGGAUCAGUUGGAAGUUCAAGCGGGUGCUACGCUGGCCGAGGUCCGCGAGGAGAUCCUCAAUGCUGUGGAGAAAACCACCGACCAGCAGGCCGUUCGACAGAAAAUUCUGCGCGAGGAGCCCACCAUUUAUCCUACUCUUUCGCUGCCCUUUACGUCACAAACACACCGCUCCCGCGUGAUCCUCGACCCGUCAGCAGGAUCAUGGUUCAACAGAACAGCAGCGAUCAUCGCUGACUAUUUCCGUACACCAGCAUCAAUCUGGGCAACCACCCCUCUACCAAAGCCCAAAGCAAUCACAACUUCACUCAGUCACGUUGCAUUCCACCCUUCCCUCCCCAUCCUUGCCGUGGCACAUUCGUCCAAAGGUGGCGGAAUCUACUUCUAUGACCUUCGAACACGACAAUGGUUCUCGUAUCACCUGACACCACCGAACACAACCUCGUUGGUAACCGCAAUUACAUUCUCCGGCGCGAACAAGCUGGCGGCUGGAAUGAGGAAUGGCGAUGUAUGCAUCUGGACCCUCGACCUCGGGCCAGAACACAAGAACAAGAACCACGGAUACGCAGAACGUAUCCAGCUCCUCCCAACACGCUUUCAAGACCGAAUUGGCGCCGUAUCUGGGUUGGAGUUUUCACCAUGCGGACACUGGCUUGCUAUCUCUACUACAUCAUCCGGAACGUGGGUUCACAACACGGUCAUGAACGAGACCCAACUGAUCUCCCUUGCACCAUCCUCCACAUUAGCAUGGGCACCUACAUCAAGAUUCCUCGCGGUGGGUACGGCCCGGGCCGUUCAGCUUAUCCCCGUAGCCAUCGCGGGUCCAAGACUGGAUGUCGGUGCGAGGACAAAGAUCCCGACAAAGGGCCAGAUUGGAACCAUCGCAUGGCUUUCUGAUGGACGAACCAUGUUGUACUCCGUCGUCGAUGAUCCCCAUGUCAGGGUGGUAUACAUCAACCCUUCACAUACUUUGACCAGUAAAACAAUCUACCGUCAACUCCGCAUCAUAGAAACACCAAAAUCCGACGUAACCGGCGGCGGCGUCAAGUCCUUCGCCAUCGACCCCACCGGCGAACGCAUGAUCAUCAACUUCUCCGACCCGACUUCGCGACCAGCGUUGAUGUGCGUAAAUCCAGCCGUCGCCACACUGUCCGACGUACCGUAUUCGAUUGCGUACCCAAUUGGGCUGAUUAAUGGUCCGACGACGGGGUUGGUGGAUGUCAAGUUUGCGAGUCAGUUCCAGAAGGGAGCGUUUGCGGCGAAUGUUUGGGGGGAUAUGAUUACAUUCUUGCCGAUGUACUAUCUCGGGAAAGUAGAAUCAGAUUGGUAG